AUGGCGGGAGACAUAAGCAGAGUGCUAGAGGCAAUCCAGAGAAACAUACGGAAUGUUGGAAGACAGUUAGAACAAGAAAAUCCCGAUACUGUUAUGCUUGAUCGGCUUUUGAGGCAUUCGUUGGACAACCUUGACAGAAUUUCAACUCCAACUAACCAGUUCGCCGAGGUCAGAUCAGCGGUACAAGAUAUGAUAGAGGUGGUCAACAACGCCGCAUCAGCAUCUGCCCAAUCCAGAUCUGAUACAACGGAUUCAGAUUUUCAAGGUAAGUACUCUGAUGGAUUUUCAAAAGGGAAACGCCGUCCUGCAUUUGGGAUCACUGUCGACCUAAUCCGGAGACAGUUGAAGAAGGGCUUCACAGCUAAAGCCAUUGCAGAUCAACUUCACUGCAGUCCUUCCCUGGUCUACAAGACCCUGAAAUCUGCUGGCCUGCCUGUAAGAAGUGUGAAGUAUUCUACAAUCAGUGACAGUGAUCUUGAUGCUGUUGUACAAGACAUUCAUCGGGCACACCCUAAUGCAGGAAAUGAGAUGAUGAGUGGGUACCUUAGAAGUGAAGGACUUCAAAUACAAAGACGACGGGUUCGCCAGACUCUCAACAGGGUUGAUCCUGAAGCAGCUGCUCAGAAGUGGAGUCGUGCUAUAGUGAGACGGGUGUAUAAGGUCCCAGUACCAAACAGUCUUUGGCACAUGGAUGGACAUAUGCGUCUCAUUCGGUAG
Messenger RNA from Ylistrum balloti, 717 nucleotides. RefSeq lists its product as uncharacterized. The record is from RefSeq and is a predicted model, not a curated record. The transcript has 3 exons. The coding region runs from base 1 to 717 and encodes 238 amino acids. Lineage: Eukaryota; Metazoa; Mollusca; Bivalvia; Pectinida; Pectinidae.